AUGGAAGAGAACGACGAUGACGACCUCGACGACCUAUUCGAGGACUCCGAAGAUGACGACCUCGCCCCGGAGCUCGUCGCCGCAAACCCAAACGACUACACCAAAGCGUACAACCGCCAGAAGAAACUCGACGACCCCUCGAUACCGGCGUCCGAGAAGCCCAAGGCGAACCCCCAGAAGCCCAGCGCGAACACCCAGGCCUCGAUAGACGACCAAAUCGCGUCGCUGUCGAAACACGUCGGCAAGAUAAAGGUGGAAGACAGGUGGAUGGGCGGUGGCGGCGGCGGCACGAUGGGCGGCGGCGCGAGGGACAAGGACAAGAGCGACCGGGCGACGAGCGAGCAGGUGUUGGAUCCCAGGACGCGCAUGAUCCUCCUCCAAUUAAUCAACCGGAACAUCGUGUCGGAGAUCCACGGCGUCUUGUCCACGGGCAAGGAGGCGAACGUGUACCACGCCAUGACCGAGGUCGAGGAUGCGCCGCCGCUGCACCGCGCCAUCAAGGUGUACAAGACUUCCAUCCUCGUCUUCAAGGACAGAGAUAAGUACGUCACGGGCGAGUUCCGCUUCCGAUCCGGCUACAACAAGUCGAACAACCGUGCCAUGGUUAAGGUUUGGGCGGAGAAGGAGAUGAGGAAUCUGCGCCGCAUAUACAACUCUGGAAUCCCAUGCCCGGAGCCACUGUACCUCCGUCUACACGUUCUCGUCAUGGGUUUCUUGGGCGACAAGAAGGGCUGGCCGGCGCCGCGACUGGGCGAUGUCAAGUUCGAAGGGUUGACGGACGAGGAGGAGGACGCAAAAUGGACCUCGCUGUACGUCCAACUCCUCGCAUACAUGAAGAUCAUGUACCAGGUGUGCCAUCUCGUCCACGCCGAUCUGAGCGAGUACAAUAUCCUCUACCACGACAGCAAGCUCUACCUCAUCGACGUCUCGCAGUCCGUGGAGCACGACCACCCGCGGAGUCUCGAGUUCCUGCGCAUGGACGUCAAGAACGUGUCUGCGUUCUUCCGGACCCGCGGCGUCGACGUCCUCACCGAGCGGAAGGUCUUCAGCUGGAUCAGCGAGCCCGGGAACACCGGCAUGGCCGCCCUCGAAUCUGCCGUGUCGACUAUGCUCGCGCAGAGACAGUCGAUGUCGACGGAUGAGAAGCAAAAGGAACAGGAGGACGAUGUCGUUUUCCGCAAUGAAUACAUCCCUCAGACUUUGGACCAGGUCUACGAUAUUGAGCGCGACGCCGAGCUCGUCAAGAAGGGUGAAGGCAAAGGCCUCGUGUACCAGAGUCUCUUGGCCGAUAAGGUCGUCAAGAAUGAUGACGACCAGGUCGAUGGUGGCGAUGAGGUUGGUGCCGCUGAUUCUGCUUCCAACGCGAGCGACUCGAGCGAGGUCGACCAAAGCAUCUUCGAAAAGGGACCCUCGAGAGGCAAGAAGAACAUGGACAAGGACGCGAAGAGAGACCACAAGAAGGCCAUCAAGGAAGAGAACCGCGAGAAGAGGAAAGAGAAGAUUCCCAAGCACAUCAAAAAGAAGCUUGUGGCGCAGUCUUCCAAGAAGCACAAAUAA
This is a messenger RNA of Aaosphaeria arxii CBS 175.79, 1557 nucleotides long. RefSeq names its product Serine/threonine-protein kinase Rio1. Gene Ontology annotation, cellular component: preribosome, small subunit precursor; cytosol. NCBI's taxonomy places the organism in Eukaryota, Fungi, Ascomycota, Dothideomycetes, Pleosporales. The record is from RefSeq and is a predicted model, not a curated record. Gene Ontology annotation, biological process: maturation of SSU-rRNA. Bases 1 to 1557 code for a protein of 518 amino acids. Gene Ontology annotation, molecular function: ATP binding; protein serine/threonine kinase activity. The transcript has a single exon.